Molecule: messenger RNA, 819 nt
Organism: Hirsutella rhossiliensis
Lineage: Eukaryota; Fungi; Ascomycota; Sordariomycetes; Hypocreales; Ophiocordycipitaceae
Product: Arrestin-lik
Exons: 4
Coding region: 1-819 (272 amino acids)
Source: RefSeq, a predicted model, not a curated record
AUGCUGUGCUACCGCAAGCGGAGGCCGCUCACCAUUCUCAUGCCGGAGCUGCUUUCCGAGGGCGAGUCCGUGUCGGUGUGCGCCGAGUGUGGCCGAUGCCUGGCGCGCGGGAGUCUGUCGCCGGCCGUCCACCUUCAUAUUCGCCUUGGCUGCGAGCACAUGUUCCCCGAUGAGCUCAAGGGACUCACGCCGGUCGAAGAGAAGCUCGUCUCGCUGAACUCGUGUUAUGGGCACGUCAAGGGCCACAUCACAGUGUUUCCGAACAAUGUGCAGGAGCUGGCGACCAAAGUGCUCCCGCACCCCCUUUUGCAAGCACUGGAUGAGAUCCACGUCUCGUGGCAGGGCGCGGAGAAGCCGGCACCGAGCGACCUGUCGAGUCUCUUGUCGGUGAGGCGGCGGGUGGUCGAGAGGGCCCUUGUCUGGCUGAAGAGGAACAAUCCCCACUACGCCGAGAUCGAGAUCGACGCGGCGGAGAUGGAGAGCUGGGGAGAUCCGAUAGACGGGGUGCCGUCGUCGGUGUACGAUCGCAUGGAGCGGAACGAGCCAUCUGCGUGGGAGAAGGCGCGGACGGCGCACGUUGUGCCUCCCACGGAGCGUGCCAUGGACGACGAGGGGUCGGUGGAGAUCGAGGAGCUCUUCGCCCUGCUCAACCAUGGGCAAGAAGCAGGGGGCCAGGGUGAAGGCCACGGGCCCAACGGAGAAGGCGAGUACGAUGAUUUCGUCUCAAGGGCUGAGACUUCCAAGGUCUUUGACUUUGUCAAUAUCGAAAAGGAUGCUCCGAUCCUGGGAGAACCAAAGGAGCCUAUGACUUCCGAUUAA